Molecule: messenger RNA, 1552 nt
Organism: Podarcis raffonei (Aeolian wall lizard)
Lineage: Eukaryota; Metazoa; Chordata; Lepidosauria; Squamata; Lacertidae
Product: vomeronasal type-2 receptor 26-like
Exons: 2
Coding region: 472-1263 (263 amino acids)
Biological process (GO): G protein-coupled receptor signaling pathway
Cellular component (GO): membrane
Molecular function (GO): G protein-coupled receptor activity
Source: RefSeq, a predicted model, not a curated record
GUAAACGGAGAAGAGGAAACAGAGUUCUGUGGCGCAAACCUCAGUUGUCCUGAACUAAUUAUGAAGAACAAGAUAUUCUGGUCACCCCAAUGGUCAGUGGGGGGUUGAAAGGACCCUGAUGAGGGGUCAAAGGCUGCAGUCCAGAGAUCCGUUUGAAUUCAUUCUAUGAGUGAAUUACAUACCCACAAAUACUCCUAACUGUUCCUCUUUGUUGCACCUUCUUGUCUUUCUGGUUAGGCUGUACCUUGUUCCAAGUGUAACGAAAAAUGUCGACCUGGAUAUGCCAAGGUGGUUCUAGAAGGAAAGCCCAUUUGCUGCUAUGCUUGUGCUCGGUGUGCGGAAGGGACCUUCUCCGCCCAGGAAGAUGCAGAACAUUGCACCAAAUGCUCAGAAGAUCACCAUUCAAACAAGGACAGAGAUCAAUGUGUCCCCAAGAUUACCACCUUCCUGACUUAUGGAGAAUAUUUGGGAAUGGUUUUAGCUUCCAUUGCCCUCUUCUUGUCCUUAAUAGCAGACAUUGUGUUGGGAAUCUUCAUUAAAUACAAGGAAACUCCCAUAGUCAAAGCCAACAACCGGGACCUCUCCUACAUCCUGCUCGUCUCCCUCCUGCUUUCCUUUCUGUCCUCCUUCCUCUUCAUCGGGCGCCCAAGGAAAGAGACCUGCCUUCUCCGACAAACGGCCUUCAGCAUCAUCUUCUCAGUUGCUGUUUCUUCUGUCUUGGCAAAGACCAUCACGGUGGUGCUGGCCUUCCUGGCCACAAAGCCCGGGAACAGGGUGAGGAGAUGGCUGGGCAAGAGUCUGGCCAACUCCAUUGUCAUCUCCUGUUCUGGGGGGCAAGUUCUCAUCUGCACCAUCUGGCUGGGCUCUUCUCCUCCAUUCCCAGAGCCCGACAUGCGCUCCCAGGUGGAAGAGAUCAUCCUGCAAUGCAACGAAGGGUCUGUGGCCAUGUUUUACGUUGCCCUUGGCUACAUGGGCUUCUUGGCUGCCACCUGCUUCACGGUGGCUUUCCUAGCCAGGAAGCUGCCUGGCUCCUUCAACGAAGCCAAGCUGAUCACCUUCAGCAUGCUGGUCUUCUGCAGUGUUUGGGUGUCUUUUGUGCCCACCUACCUGAGCACCAAGGGCAAGUACAUGGUGGCCGUGCAGAUCUUCUCUAUGUUGGCCUCCAGCGCUGGGCUUCUGGGCUGCAUCUUCCUUCCCAAGUGCUACAUUAUUGUGCUGAGGGCUGAUCUUAAUACAAAGGAGCACCUGACAACCAGAAAUUAAGGGGACAUCUGAUUCUUAAAAUAGUCCAUGUGUAUGACGUCUAGAACUGCAUGAAGAAAACACACCUACUUUCCCACGUUGCUGUCAUGGUCCGGUCUACGGGUGCUCAAAGUCCCGGUUGAGGACGUUGGGACCGGUGGCAAGACAGCGGGGUGGGAGCAGGAACGAGAGUCUAGAAGCCAGGGGUCCUAGGGUUGAGAAGCAAGGAGCCACAAAGUCAAGGUUCAAAGGAUCAAGAAGCAGGAAGUCAGGAAGCCGAAGUGUAGGGAACAAGAAGCAAGAAGCCCAA